AAGAUACAUACUAAAUGAUAUGCUCUAGGGCAUACUACUAACACAUGUACAUCUCAAGAGUAUAGAUAUAAUACAUGUACAUGUACAUCACAAGUCAAACACAACUUUCAAGUCGCCUUAUUAAAAUCAAUCCAGGAAAUGGUUUAUAUAUAUAAAUAUAGAACAGAUUAAGCAUUUCAAACGCGAAUUUUUAUACACAGUGUAAUCUAGAAUGAGAGAAUUUAUGCAGAUAUGUGGCUUCUGGUUUGUGAUGUCGUUGCUAUGGUGUAUAGAAACGAGAGCUUCAGCAGCUGUGCUACCUCCAGGUGAUUGUCCUGAAACCUGUGGGAAUGUUAAUGUGCCUUAUCCAUUUGGGAUCAACGACACAUCUGCUAGAAUUGUGAAUCCUAGAUGUGCCAUGAACCAUUUCUUCAUGUUGACAUGCAAUUCGACGUACAAUCCUCCUGCCCUAUAUUUUGGAAACAUCCCAGUUCAGAAUAUCUCUGUGGAUGAAGGCACCAUGUCUGUCACCAUCGACGAGGCUUUCGACUGCUACGACAAGGCAGGGCUGACCAUGAAUAUAAACCGGUGGAUGCAGCUGGGAGAUGGCCCGUUCAGAUUCUCUGACACUCGCAACAAGCUCACAGCUGUUGGCUGCGAUACCUUAGCCUUCAUGACUGAUGCAGAAGGAACCUUUGGAAGUGGCUGCGUAUCCUUAUGCGAGGAGAACAUAACGCUGGAGGAUUCUUGCUCAGGAAUUGGAUGCUGCCAGACUGCAGUACCAAGAAGUCUCAAGACGUUAAACAUCAGUAUUGGAAGUGUGGACAAUCAUAGCCUUGUUUUGGCCUUUAAUCCAUGUGGAUUUGCGUUUUUGGCCGAUCAGAGGACCUUCAAUGUCUCGAAUUUUCGACUGUCUGAUAACCCAUAUUCAACUAAGGAUUAUCCAACUCCAGAUGUUGUUAUUGAAUGGGUAGUAAGAGAAGAGACGUGUGAAAAAGCUCAAUCUAGAUCAAACACGAGCGAAUAUGCGUGUGGUGAUAAUACCAACUGCACGUUCUCUGAAAAUGGUAGGGGAUAUCGGUGCUUAUGCAGAGAAGGAUUCACAGGAAAUCCCUAUCUACAGCAAGGAUGCCAAGAUAUUGACGAAUGCAAGGAACCAGAAAAGUAUCCAUGCGAAGGCAGUUGCAAGAAUACAAUUGGGAAUUACACAUGUAGCUGCCCACUUGGGAUGCAUGGCGAUGGUAAAACAGGCUGUCAGGGGUUUCGCAUCACAACCCUUGCCACAGUUUUGGGAGCACUCAUGUUGGUUUCAAUUAUCAUUUUUCUGAUUGUGAUCAUAUGGAAGAAGCGAAGAAAAGAGAAGAACUUUUUAGAUAAUGGAGGUAAAUUAUUAAAGCACCAACGAGUGAGAAUUUUUACUGAAGCAGAACUAGCAAAAGCUACAAACAAUUAUGUUACAAGUCAGUUGCUGGGGGAAGGUGGUUUUGGGUCUGUUUACAAAGGAGUUUUAGCAGAUAACACACAGGUUGCAGUAAAAAGGCCAAAAGACUUGGACAAAACUCAACUCAAUGAAGAGUUUCAACAUGAAAUUGGCUUUGUUUCACAAGUUAACCAUAAAAAUGUGGUCAAGAUCUUGGGCCUAUGUUUGGAGACCACAAUUCCAUUGUUAGUUUAUGAGUUCAUUUCAAAUGGAAGUCUAUAUCAGCAUAUCCAUCAAAGGAGGUCUCAAAUAUUAGCAAAUUGGAAAAAUUGUCUGAAAAUUGCUGCGGAGACUGCACUUGCACUUGAUUAUUUGCAUUCUCUAGCAAACCCUCCAAUUAUUCAUGGAGAUGUCAAGUCUGCGAACAUCCUCCUAGAUGAUGAUUACACUGUGAAGGUUGCUGACUUUGGAGCUUCAGUGCUAAUUUCUCCAGGUCAAUCUAAUAUGGCCACAAAAAUACAAGGGACUUUUGGCUACUUAGAUCCGGAGUAUCUUAUGACUAGUAAUUUGACAGAAAAAAGUGAUGUAUAUAGUUUCGGGGUUGUGCUUGUGGAGCUCUUAUCAGGAGUGAAGCCGAACUCUAGUAUUGUGAUGAGAUCAGGAGAAAAGACUAACAUCAUUCAGAAAUUUCUCUCUUCUCUAGAAAAUAAGAAACUCUCUGAAAUACUUUGUUUCAAUGCAACUGAUGAAGAAAUGGAAGAGAUUGGAGUUUUUGCAGAGCUAGCGAAACAAUGCUUGAGCAGUAGUGGGGUGAAUAGGCCAACCAUGAAAGAUGUAGCCGAGGAGCUUGGGAGGUUGAUGAAGUUGCAUCAGAGUUUAUGGGCUCAGCAAAAUAGUGAAGAGACCGAGAAUUUUUUAGGUGGUGAUUCAUCAUCUUAUCUUUCCAUUGAAAUUGAAACAACAAAGAUGAAGCAACCUGACACUCUUAAUAUGACAACAAUUUCUUUUGAAUACUCUGCUGAUAGUGUUUGAAUUGGUUAGCAUAAUCUUUCAGAAGAAAGCACUUCCAAAUAAGUCCCAAUUCUCCCAAGCUGCAGUUCAGUGAUUGUGGUUGGUUGACUUCCAGCAUAAAACUCAGUCAAUUCUCAGAGUAUAGAUGUUUUUGUUGUUUAUUCGAUCUCAAUAUAUAUGUAAAAAAUUGUAAUAGUUUGUUAUUCAAUAAUUUACAGUUUGGAAGAAUGUAUAUCAGUAUUCACCUGAAUAAAGAACCAGAAGUAAAAAUUUAUUUGUGUGUAA
Molecule: messenger RNA, 2695 nt
Organism: Hevea brasiliensis (rubber tree)
Lineage: Eukaryota; Viridiplantae; Streptophyta; Magnoliopsida; Malpighiales; Euphorbiaceae
Product: wall-associated receptor kinase 2
Exons: 3
Coding region: 212-2431 (739 amino acids)
Biological process (GO): protein phosphorylation; cell surface receptor signaling pathway
Cellular component (GO): plasma membrane
Molecular function (GO): calcium ion binding; ATP binding; polysaccharide binding
Source: RefSeq, a predicted model, not a curated record